UUUUUGUAAAAGGGCUAUAAAGGUCUUUAUUUCGAUUCAAGAAAUAAUAGUUAAAAUAUUUUUCGUAUAACACGUAUAGACAAACAACGAAUGAAUUGGAUUCGAGGUUUGGAUAUGUAAUAACGGGUAAUUAAAAGAAUAUAUCUCUACAUUUAUUUGCCUCAGAGUAAAAUGUUUUGAUAUAUUUUCAAUUCAUUUUGGAAAAGUGUGUGCACGGAAUGAAUAAGUGCUCUGUGUGUUAAUUAAAAUAUAAUGGAGUAAUAGACUACCUGCGGAGAUUAUUAAAAGUUUAGGAAUAUUCUCAGUGUAUCUACGUCAGCAGAAGAUAUUUAAUAGCAAAGCAGACGAAAAUGUUAUCUCUAGAUUGUUGCGCGAGCUCACAGUCACGCGGUUCAAAGUCCUCAAAGUGUAAAAAAUUCAUCCGCCUGAGUCCCAGCUCCAAGAAAAAACAUUCCAAAUCCUCUGAUUCUAAAGACGCUCACGUUUCGGUGCCGGGUUCAAGUGGCGACCCUGGAGCAGAAUAUAAUAUGGCAAAGUCAAAAAAUGACCAACGUGUUCCGAAUGGUCUCAACGAUCACGAUUUAAAACAAGCAUUUGAAAUGUUUGACAAAAAUAAUGACGGAAAGAUCUCAAGCGAAGAGCUGGGUUGUGUAUUACGGGCUCUUGGUCACGAACACUCUCAUAAAGAAGUUGAAGAUAUGAUAAAAAAUGCAGAUACGAACGAAAACGGGUAUGUCGAAUACGACGAAUUUAUCAGCAUGAUGCAACGGUUUCGGGAUGAUUCCGAAGGUGAUCCGAAUUCCGCCGAGGCUAAAAAACGAGAGGCGUUCAAAGUGUUUGACAUGGACGGCAACGGAUUUAUCGACAAACAUGAACUUAAAUAUGUAAUGAGGAGAUUGGGGGAAAAUUUAUCAGAUGAAGACCUUAAAGCAAUGUUUUCAGAGGCGGAUUUAAACGGAGAUGGAUUAAUUGAUUUCGACGAAUUUUCCCGCCUGCACAUGGCAUGAGAUGCAAGGGAGAGAACCAUUUAUACAUCUUUACUUUAUAGUUGUUCCCCCUGAAUUUAUGUGUCACCAUGACGCCGCGUGCAGGAGACGUUAUAUUUAGCGUGGUUCAUUUUUUAAUUUUAAUUUUUGCUCACCAAAAUUUCGCCAUCUAAAACUGAUGCUACUAGAUUGACAAAUUGUUUAAAGUCAUUUACAUCAUCUUUAUUCGAUUUGAGUGUUAAUUCUUAAUUUAUGAUUUAGUACUGUUACGUCUUGUAAACUUUGAGAGAAAAAGCAAUGGAUGUUGUUCCACGGUAAAAGUAUUUUUUUCUCUGAAAACAAUGACAGUGUGUUGGAAUUUAAGAAAACAACAAAAAACAACAAUACUUUUACAAAAUUCAGACAAACCGCUACACUCGGCGAAUGGAUACACAUUUUAAACAGGCAUCAGAUCACUAAAUUGUCCCUGAAAUGUUGGAUCAACCAUAGAUAUGCACUUGUUUAUGGUAAAAGUAUUGAAAUAGCGCUUGAUUAAUGCAUAAAAAGAAGCAUGCAUUUAUUCUUUUCGUUCAAAUUGCCAUGUCCGUUCAAAUUGCAAUGUAGUGAAGGUUUUGUUCCUAUGAUUUGCGCAGGGUCUUUCAAACAGAAAUAUUUGAAAUACCUUGAAUAUAGUGGUGCGCCGUACAAUAAAUGACUUAAAGGAACGAUUACUCAUGUAUAAAGUUAAUUGCAACAACAGUUACUUCCCUUAUACAGUUUGCCGAACUAUGGAAAUUGGUUAAUGGUGAAUUUUCUCGCAAAGUAAUUGAGAAAAAUUUGAUGAUAUUCACUAAAUUAGAUGUCGAGGGUUGCCUUUAAUGACCGUUUAUGUGAACAAAAUUUCUGUUUAACUUUGAGCGGGUUAAGCCUAUCUAUAUGGGACGUGAGUUUGUGUUAUAAGAUGAUUCUCACCUAAUAAGUACAUGUACAUGUAUAUGUCAACUUUGUGUAAAACCAACACAAUGUUGUAUUUGAGAUAAUUUCAAAAAAAGUUAUAAUGUUUAUGGGAUUCAUUUUGUGUCAGGUGUUUUUGUUGUGUUAUUUCCCCCCUUUUUAAUUAUCUGCAAUUUAUGUAUUGAUUAUGACAAAAUCGUUUGUCUGUCUGUCUGUCUGCGUUAAUAUUUCAUAUUACGUAUUUUUUACUUAUAGUUGGAGCAACUUUUGUAUCUUUACAGUUAUUCUUUUUUAUUGUUCAUUGACACCAUUUUUUCUAGUGUUGUUUUUUUUAUACAGUUUCGUAAUUUUUGUUCUUAUACAAAUUGCUUUUGGACAAAUAUAAAACUUUGAUUAAUAACUUGCAUAGAAUACCAACAAUGUGUAAUAUGUGAAGAAUUUUUUUUAUUGAUUUAUAAAAAAAAAACGCUACGGGUGUGAAAAUCAUUAUUAAUUCUAGGCAAAUUUCGGGAAAUGUGACGUAAUUCGAAAACAUUUGGUUACUUUCAAUUCAAUCCAUUUUGUUUAAUGUCUGAAAAAAGGGGGUGGGGGCAUCAUUUUAUUAGUUUCUCAGUAUGUGUUUAGAGUUGAUUAUGCAGUCCCAGUACAUUCCAGUACCCAGGAAAACUAACCCCUGUAUAAUAAACACCCUUAUAGUGUACUUGUAUUUAAAACCCAUGUGAAAAGAAGAAGUGCGCAAUUCCCUUUUAAUGUUACAUUAGCUUACGAGUCAUUUAUUGCAAAGAAAUAUUUUCGACAAAUAUUUUCUUUCUUUUUUCAUUUUUUUUUUGAAACUAAAAGUAAUUGAUGGUUGUAAUAUCCUAUUUUUUACUUCAGUAUCAUCAAUUUAAAGAAAAUAAUUCUAUAACUGCGUUAUAUAUUCGUAAAAAUUACAAAACUAUACAUUUUUUCACGUGCGCACGAGCUUCCGCGGUCACGUGCGUCACGUGAAUAUCAUGUUUUGUUGUUAUGUGUCAUACAUGUUCCUAUGCAUUUAGCAAAUCGGGGAACCAGGGUGACUUAUAUCUACAUUUUACAGCGAAAACUAACUCUUUUUGCCACAAAGGGCUUCCUCCAAAAUUGUACUAAGCUAUGAGUCAUCUGAAAAUGCAGUGAACUCGAUGGGAAGUCAUUUGACUUUGGAAAAUAUCGCAAGGAGAAAGUUAUAUUACUUUUUUAACUUCAAAAUACAUGACGAACUAUGAACCAUUUUUUGUGAAAUUUUAAGCAGCUACAGCAACAAAUUUCAAAUCUGAAAUAAUGUCGAUUUUUAAUUUGUACAUGUAUAUAAUUUUUGCUGUUCACUGUAUUUACAAGUCACAAACAAACCCUCUCUGUCUUUGAAAUUAUAUUACUUUAUGAUAUUGUAUUGUUUCCCCUGUGAUAUUUUGGUCAUGUGACCUGUUUUCUGUCACGUGUUAUCACGUGAUUUGUUUACCCUGUGCAAUGAUGUAUUUUUUGACGAUUCAAAUAUAUUUGUGUGUGUGUGUUUUUUAUUAUGAGUUUCUUUCGAGCCACAACAGCCAAACUAUUUUUUUUCUCAAAGUUAUGUUUAUUAUUGUUAAUAUUUUACGCCCUUUCAUUUACAAAUUUAUGUUUUGAUCGGUAAUGUAUUUCACUUUUGGUAUUUUUUCAUACAAAAAGAAAAAUCUUUAUUUUUUAGUGAAUGGGAUUCAGCCUUUGUGAAUUAUUAUAGUAUGUAACGGAACCUUUUAAACCGAUUCAUUUUCUUUGGUAGAUACACUUUUAUUGUAAAAUAAUAUCUGAUUUUUUUUUUGUGUAAAACUAUUUACCAAUAUUAAAGUUUUUGUUAAAGAAUGAUUAGAUCAAAGAUUAUAGAAGAAAAUAUUAUUCAGGAGUUUUUGGAAAAAAAAUAUUUAUGUUUGUUUGUAACAUUGAUAUUCUCACAGUGAAACGGCGAUACCGGGGCCUCUUUCAUAUUUGUGUCUUACUAGUAGAAUGGUCUUACGUAAUUAAGUAAAUACGAGCAAAUAGGCACGCUGUCGAAGGCCCAAACAUCGUGGGUGGCGACCACCAUGUUACAUUUUUUGUCAAAUAAUUUUGUUUUUAAUUCUAGAAAAAGUCAUCUAGGACAUAAUAGUGUGAUCUUAAAAAAGUAUUAUUUGCGAAAUAGAGCCAUUUUGAUUCCUGUGAAGUCAUCUAGGCCAGAAAAUUGUGAUCUUUGAAUUUCCCCUUUUUAAGUAUUGUUUGCGAAAUAAAACCAUUUUGAUUCAUGUGUGGGUAUCAGAUGAGGUUUUACUGUAUAUUUAUAUAUUCGUGGUACAAUUAAGGUUACUUAGUUUAUUAAGUUCCAAAAUGCUAAAAGAUAUUAUAAAUCAUUUAAGAAUGUUCACUGGAAAAUUAUAUAGCAUACGUUUCAUUACAAGAAAUGUUAAAUACCUCACAUAUGGAAGAAGAAAAACAAUACAACAACACAUUUACAUAUAUAAAGUGUUUUUGUAUUACAAGUAUGCAUUAAUGAACAGAAAAUAUAUGCAACGGUUUGUAAACUUCGUAUAAUAUACAGUUUCGUAUAAUAUUAUAGUUUUAUAUUAUAAAUGCAAGAAUUGUAGUGCCAGAAUUUGCUGACACGAGAAAUCUGAACAUUACAAAUAUUUUGGUCUCAGACGAUAAUUUCAUCGUAUACUGGCGUUACAUGAUUCUUUAUGUUUUCCUUUUUUUCCCUAUUUUUCUUAUAUUACUUGGUGAUAUUCACCUGAAUUGACGUUAAAUGGCUUUUAAAUUUCUAACACAAUAGAUAACUGACGUUAGACCCAUGUUACAUCACCAGAUUUCGUUGACAUCACCCUGUACUGACGUGAUAGUACUUACACAUGACGUCAAAAAAGCGAUUACAUCAUCAUUAUACCGUUCACGUCUCUAUGACGUAAUACACAUUGAUUUCACUGUGGAUUGACGUCACGUUUACUGUACCGUCACUCGCACGCGGUGAUGUCAUCGGUAAUUAAAUUUAGAUAUGUGUAACAAUUUUUUUACAUAUUUUGUUGAUUAUAUUUAAUAUCUAAACAAGUAUAUUAAUAAUUAAUACCUUAUCCUCUAAAAGAUUGAUUGUAUAUAAUAUAAUUAUGUAAAUAGUUGUUAAAAUAUUUGGAGAUUUUUCUAA
This is a messenger RNA of Ruditapes philippinarum (Manila clam), 5082 nucleotides long. RefSeq names its product neo-calmodulin-like. Lineage: Eukaryota; Metazoa; Mollusca; Bivalvia; Venerida; Veneridae. Gene Ontology annotation, molecular function: enzyme regulator activity; calcium ion binding. The record is from RefSeq and is a predicted model, not a curated record. The transcript is spliced from 5 exons. Bases 351 to 1007 code for a protein of 218 amino acids.